This is a messenger RNA of Brettanomyces bruxellensis, 2016 nucleotides long. RefSeq lists its product as uncharacterized. Lineage: Eukaryota; Fungi; Ascomycota; Pichiomycetes; Pichiales; Pichiaceae. The coding region runs from base 1 to 2016 and encodes 671 amino acids. The transcript has a single exon. The record is from RefSeq and is a predicted model, not a curated record.
AUGGAGAAUCCGGUCAUAGCUUUGCAUCCGAGGGUUUCCGAACAGCAGAUUGCCACAUCCUUACCCCGUGGGCCAGCUUGUACUAUUUCCACCCGUGGGCAAAGCACAUCCUAUGAUUUCAACAGCUAUCUUCCUCCCUAUAGGUCACUCAUCAACCCGAGCCGCGGGUACGACUACCGGAGCCACCGGUACUUCGACGCAAGGAGUCGCGGAGACUCGAAACUGUUGAGCAAGUACAAAUCCUUGAUUAUCACGCCCAUCAGCAAUACUACCCACAGGAUUCGAGAUGCAGCGUCGGAUGGAUUCUCGAUCAAAUCGCAUAGGAGCAAGCACAGCCAGUGCAGACCGAAUCCGGGCAUUCUGGACUUGCCCCAGGAGGUGCUGAUUGGUGUUUUCCAGAUUUUGCGGCGGACGGAUCUCGCCGGACUCGUUUGCUCGCUUUAUGUGUGCAAGGACUUCUAUCAGGUGGCAAAAGUGGCACUAUACGAGGAUCCGUACAUCACCUCCGGGUUCCGGCUUGGCCAGUUUGUCCAGGCGAUCAAUAUGAGCGACGAUUUGGCGUUGAUGGUGCAGAGAAUCGAUCUUUCGCGGAUCCGGGUCGGUGUGGACUUGACAGAAGAGGAAAUGGUGAAAUUUUCAUCAAACAUCAUUUUCGGAAGCUGUGGAGGGCAGUAUGAUGAGUCCCUCAUGCAGGGAGGUGGCCGGAACAUCUAUGCGGGCUGGAGAGACUUCAAGUACCGGUUUGAUGCCACGUAUGGCAACUUGGCCCACCGGUCACUGGUAUCAACUUCGUUUGUGCCGUCACAUUUUUUGCCGGCCAGCUUCACCCGGCCGCCCAUAUACUCGCCGGCUUUGAGUUUAUCGGGCAGAAAGGGGUCUGUUUCAACACAUCAGUCGUAUUCCAGCCUGUCGAUGUACUCGCGGGCGUCCUCAGACUCGCUGGGCUCUUUGUUCUCGCUGUACGAGGGCGGAAGGAGGUCCCCUGGGGCUCCGGGGGACCCGGUGGCUGUUCACGCGAACCCGGAGGUGGCCGGCGGUGUCGAGGGGGCCGUUGGCCCGGAGGCGUUGGGCGAGCCGUACGGGGGCAUGGGGGCAGCCGCGUGGGGCACCACGGGGGAGCUGCAGAAGCCGGGCUUUUUCAACUCCAUGGGGCUGUUCAUGCGGGCGACGUUCGGGGGGCGAAAAAGGGCACGGAGGGUACGAAAAGCACGAAAGGCACAAAAAAGUGCACAAAAAAGGGCACAAAAAUUGGGACAAAAAAAUUAUGCUAAUCAUUCUUUCCUCGUAGCUCGCCCCUCGAGGGUGUCCCGGUGCUCACUCAGCCUCCGGCGGAAAUUGGGGUUGGUGCCGGCGGGCGAGACAUCAAAAAACCCCCUGCAAUCCCCUUUCGGUACUCCGCACCCCCUGCAGAGCGACUCCCUCAAGCAGUUCUGCUUUGCACGUGAUAUCCCCAUCGGUUACAUCUUGCACAUUCUCGACCAGUGCAAAAAUCUACGAAGCAUCAAUCUCAGCGGCAUCGCGUGGACCGUCGACUUCCAGAUGGAUGACUUUCAAUAUUUCGACUGGGAACUCGCACGCGGAUUGGUCAGAAGCCACGAUCCCACCGCUGGCCAGUACGAGUACCGAUCGAUGCUUCUAGAAAGCGAUAUCCGCGAGGAAAAGCGUCGCAGGGAGCGGGAACUCGCCCCUUACCGGAUCGAUAAGCCCAUUUUUUGGUCCGACACGGUCCGCGAGAUCAACUUCAACGACCCAGGCUUGCACAGCCUCACCAUUGAUGCCAUCUGGCCGUUCAUUCUGCAGUUGAAGCAGCUGGAGCGCGUGUGUCUCAAAAACUGCGUUUGGCUCAACAAGGAGACGGUCCGGGAUCUUGUUUUUGACAGCUGCUCCCGGCAUACUCUCCGCCAGAUCGACUGCACUGAUUCGGGGCUUGCCCGGAAUUCUGGCUGGGCCAAAUGCUGGUCUGCGGACAAGUUGAGGGAAUACCUCAAUGGGGAGGGGGCAGUUGGGAUGGAUUGA